UUCAACAAUAUGGAAGAAAGUAAUAGUUAUAAAUAUGGAAUCAAAUCAACAUUAGCUCAAUGCUGGGCAAUAUCAGGAACAUGGUUAUUAGAAAUUGAAAACGGCAUGCAAGUUAUAACAUCCACUAUAGUUAUAGGUGCCUCGGAAAAUAAUGCAUAUAGAAAUGAAAAUGAAUUUUUGACAAUAACAAGCGAAGAAGCAUCUUGGUUUGGUAAGCAUAUUAACUCUUUUGUCAAAUUACCUCUGGGAAUUGUUUUAUCCACGCUUUUACUGGACCGACUUGGUCACAAGAAAUGCAUGAUACUGGCAAAUAUACCAUGCCUAGUAGCUCAGAUUAUGUUGUAUUUUGUUAAAAAUGUGGAAAUGUUGUAUGUUUGUUCAAUGCUAAUGGCAUUGAGCAUAGGGUUUAUGAGCGCCCCAAUUCUUGGGUAUCUUGGUGAAGUAUGCGAACCAAAAUUAAGAGGUAGCUUGACUUCGGCGUCGUGCAUAUUUUACUAUAUGGGAACCAUUAUAUUGACAAUGUUGUAUAGUAUUACUAAGCAAUGGAGAUUGACGGUGAUAAUGUCUAUGGUGUUUCCAAUUAUAACCAUUACUAUAUUAUUAACGACGCCAGAUUCUCCUAUGUGGUUAUUAGCCAAAGAAAAACAUUCAAAAGCACAUAAAAAUCUCAGCAGAUUGAGAGGUAAAGUUUCAUAUGACAAAUGUGAAAACGAAUUUCAAGAAAUGGUUAGAUACAAUAUGCCUUCUAACAAUGACAAAUCGCUCCACAAAGAAAAUACAAAUACAUGGAAACAAUUUUUUGAACCUGCAGUACUAAGACCUUUUCGUCUAUUGAUGAUGUACUUCUUCUUCAAGAUUUUAUUGUCCGGAUUACCAUUAGUACCAUAUUUAGUAUCAAUAUUUAAUAAAUUUGGUGCACCUGUUAAUGUCGAAUGGACAAUAUCAUUUGCAAUGUUCCUUUCUAUAAUAGGAAGUUUAAUCGCAGUUUUUUUAAUACCUAAAUUAGGCAAACGAUUUCUUACAUUAUUUACGUUAUCAAUUUGCUCCAUAUGCUAUAUACUCAUUGGAUUAGUUGGUAUUUAUUGGAAAAACGCAGAAUCAAUUACCUCUUGGAUUAUACUUUUACUUUAUCUUACUACUAUUUUAAUUUCAUCAUCUGGAAUAACACCAAUCUCAUGGAUACUUAUCACUGAAAUAUUUCCUGCAAAGUCUAGAAACAUUUUAUGCAACAUAUCUUCAGCGUUAUUCUAUGUGAUAACGUUCUUUAUGACAAAAUAUUAUCCAGAUUUUUCAAAUUUAGUGGAAUUUUAUAAUGUAUUUACUAUAUGUGGUAUUUUUGGUUUAUUUGGAUGUACAUAUUUCUAUUUUUGUUUACCAGAAACCGAAAACAAAACAUUACAAGAAAUUACUGAAUUUUUUAAAUAAAAUUAAACAAUUAAAAAUACAGAAUAUUUUCUAAAUGAUGAAUGUAUUGAUUUUAUCAUAAAAGUUUUUUUUUUCGGAAGAAUACUUGAAAAGUUGUUGAUAAAAUGCCACAAUUUUCAAAAAGUACAGGUGGUUUUGAAUAUAAAAUUUGAAUCUAGUUUUUAUAUUACACAGGUAAAAUAUAAAAAUUAAUUGAACUUAUUUUUGACAUAAUUAACUUUGUUUUUUAUAUAAC
Rhopalosiphum padi (bird cherry-oat aphid) is the source of this 1660-nucleotide messenger RNA. Its product is annotated as facilitated trehalose transporter Tret1-like. Gene Ontology annotation, cellular component: membrane. Gene Ontology annotation, biological process: transmembrane transport. The record is from RefSeq and is a predicted model, not a curated record. Bases 10 to 1425 code for a protein of 471 amino acids. NCBI's taxonomy places the organism in Eukaryota, Metazoa, Arthropoda, Insecta, Hemiptera, Aphididae. The transcript is spliced from 7 exons. Gene Ontology annotation, molecular function: transmembrane transporter activity.